CACACCUGGAGACAGUUGAUUGGAGGAGGAGCAUGGCAGGUCACAGGUGAAACUAAGGACCUGAACAAUUGAGCAAAAAUGUUCGGUUUUUGUUUCAUUUUUGAAAGGUUGAGCUGACAGAUGGCAACCCAUUCAGUCCUUGAGGUAGCGUCAGUGUAAACCUGCUAACUAACUAACUAACUAACUAACUAACUAACUAACUAACUAACUAACUAACUAACUAACUAACUAACUAACUAAGUGGGACAAGUAGUGGACACAAAGUAAAACAUGGCACCAUGUUAUUUUAUUUCCUCCUUAAAGCUGCCGCACCUUCUUCUUAUUCCUCCCCUCCCCCUGUGGUGGUCUCCCCCUCCCUUUACCCUUCCUUCCCUCCCACUUUUUCCCUCUCACUCCAAAGCGCACUCAGCCUCUGCCUUCAUUUCCCGCUCCAACAUGUUGGCAGGAGGAGGCUGUGGAGGAUGCUGCGCUCAAACCUCGGUGCGUUCCUGCCACCUCUCCGGCCAGCGCACGUCGCCUCUGACUCAGAGCCACCUUUCACGAGUAUCCGCCUGAAGGACUUAAGAAGGGAGGAGGUCGGGGGGGUCGCCAGGAGCCCUCACAGCAGGGUCCCCAGAAGGAGCAACAGCAGCAGGAGGAAAGUGGAGCACAGCAACUGCCCCUCAUCCGUGGUGGAAACUAUUACCUCAGACGUCUCCACCUCCUCUGGUUUCUCUCCAGCUUUUCCCUUCUCCGCUCCAAGAUCCAUGUGGCAAGAGGCAAUAAGGAGGAAGCGGUACCUCCUGGACCGGGCCAGGGACUCUGGGGAGCGGGGUAAAGGAGGUCAGGAGAAGAGGAGCAGAUCCCGGGACUGGCUGUACGAGUCCUACUACUGUAUGAGCCAGCAGCAUCCUCUGAUUGUGUUCCUGCUGCUCAUCGUGAUGGGGGCAUGCCUGGCUCUGCUCACCGUGUUCUUUGCAUCGGGACUGAACGUUGAAGACCACAUGGCCUUUGUAAUCACUGUGCCCACGGCGUUGGCCAUCUUCCUGGCCGUGUUUGUUUUGGUCUGCAUCGAAUCCAUUUUCAAGAAGCUCCUUCGAGUAUUCUCCCUCGUCAUCUGGGCCUGCUUGGUUGCCAUGGGUUACCUUUUUAUGUUUUCAGGAGGGAUUGUCUGUCCAUGGGACCAGGUGUCCUUCUUCUUGUUUAUUGUGUUUGUGGUUUACACGAUGCUGCCGUUCUCCAUGCGGGACGCCAUCAUCGCCAGCGUCCUCACCUCCAGCUCUCACACUGUUGUGUUGAGUGUCUGCUUGUCCAUCACAGCCGAUCGCAUGGAGCCGGUGGUGUGGCAGAUUUUGGCCAACAUGAUUAUUUUCAUGUGUGGCAACAUGGCAGGGGCCUACCACAAACAUCUGAUGGAGUUGGCGCUCAAGCAGACUUACCAGGACACGUGCAACUGCAUCAAAUCCCCAAUUAAGCUGGAAUUUGAGAAGAGACAGCAGGAGCGUCUUCUAUUGUCUCUGCUGCCAGCGCACAUCGCCCGUGUGAUGAAAGCGGAGAUCAUCCAGAGACUAAAAGGACCAAAUUUUGGUCAGAUGGAGAACACAAACAAUUUUCACAACCUCUACGUUCAGAGACACACUAAUGUCAGCAUCCUGUACGCUGACAUCGUUGGAUUCACACGCCUCGCCAGUGACUGCUCCCCUGGAGAGUUGGUCCACAUGCUCAAUGAGUUGUUUGGCAAAUUUGACCAAAUUGCCAAGGAAAAUGAAUGUAUGCGGAUAAAAAUCCUUGGUGAUUGUUACUACUGCGUAUCUGGCUUGCCAGAGUCUCUGUCGCAUCACGCCAAGAACUGCGUCAAGAUGGGCUUGGACAUGUGUGAGGCCAUCAAGAAAGUGCGUGACGCCACGGGGGUCGACAUCAAUAUGCGCGUGGGCGUGCAUUCAGGGAACGUCCUGUGUGGUGUGAUCGGACUCCAGAAGUGGCAGUAUGAUGUUUGGUCACAUGAUGUCACGCUGGCCAAUCACAUGGAAGCGGGAGGUGUACCUGGACGAGUCCACAUCACUUCAGUGACGCUAGAGCACCUAAAUGGCGCCUACAAGGUGGAAGACGGGGACGGACAAGAGAGAGAUCCCUAUCUAAAGGAACAUGGCGUCGUGACUUAUUUGGUUAUCAACCCAAAGGUGGAGCGACGCAGCCCGCAGUAUCCAUACCGGCCCCGACACACUCUGGACGGAGCAAAGAUGAGGGCCUCGGUCAGGAUGACGCGCUACCUGGAGUCCUGGGGGGCGGCCAAGCCUUUCGCCAACCUGCACCACAGGGACAGCAUGACCAACGAGAACGGAAAGAUCAGCACGGCCGAUGUGCCAAUGGGGCAGUAUCAGUUCCAGAGGAGAUCUGAAAGGACAAAGUCUCAGAAAAAGCGAUUUGAGGAGGAGCUUAAUGAAAGAAUGAUCAGGACGUUUGAUGGCAUAAAUUCACAAAAGCAGUGGCUCAAAUCCGAGGACAUUGAAAGAAUAUCGUUGUUCUUUCACAACAAAUCCUUGGAAAGGGAGUACAGAACAACAAUCUUGCCAGCCUUCAAAUAUUACAUCACCUGCGCCUGUCUCAUCUUUUCCUGCAUUUUCAUUGUGCAGAUUCUCGUCUUGCCCAAGACAGCAAUCUUGGGAAUAUCUUUUGGGAUGGCAUUCUUUGUCCUUUCCUUGAUUGUCUUCAUAUGUUUCAUUGGACACUUCCUGCACUGGAGUAAGAGUGCCCCCACUUCAUGGAUGUGGCUCCUCCGGUCCUCGGGCAUUAUUGCCAACAAGCCGUGGCCCCGCAUCACACUCACCCUGACCACCACGGCCCUCAUACUCACUAUGGCGGUCUUCAACAUGUUCUUUUUGGAGGACAACGUGUUGCCACCAGGUCCUAUUUCCAAUUCAUCCAAUGAAACACAGCUUUCCCCAAAUGGACAACAAGCUGCGUUUACUGACAAAAACAACUUCUACCUUCCUUAUUUAAUUUACAGCUGCAUCCUGGGCCUGAUCUCUUGCUCGGUGUUCCUGAGGAUCAACUACGAGCUGAAAAUGAUAACCAUGCUGACGGCUGUGGUGGUUUACAACAUCAUCAUUCUGCAAACGCACGCGCCGCUGCUGGAUGAAUACAGCAGAUUCCUGUACAAAUCCGAAAGCCUGGACAGACCAGGAGUCCUCAAAGACCUGAAGACGAUGGGCUCUAUCUCACUCUUCAUCUUCUUCAUCACUCUGCUUGUGCUUGCUCGGCAGAAUGAAUAUUACUGUAGGUUAGACUUUCUGUGGAAGAACAAGUUCAAAAAGGAGUGCGAGGAGAUUGAGACUAUGGAGAACCUCAACAGGGUCUUGUUGGAGAAUGUCCUGCCUGCACACGUCGCUGAGCACUUUUUGGCCCGAAACUGGAAGAAUGAGGACCUGUACCACCAAUCAUACGACCUGGUGUGCGUCAUGUUUGCAUCCAUCCCAGACUUUAAAGAGUUUUACACAGAAUCGGACGUCAAUAAGGAAGGAUUGGAGUGUCUCAGGCUCCUCAAUGAGAUCAUUGCUGAUUUUGAUGAGCUGUUGUCUAAGCCUAAAUUCAGUGGUGUGGAAAAGAUUAAAACCAUUGGAAGCACAUACAUGGCGGCUACAGGGCUCAAUGCCUCACCUGGACCAGAGUACCCCACACAGGAACAUGACAGACAGUACAUGCACAUCGGCACCAUGGUGGAGUUUGCAUUUGCGUUGGUGGGGAAGCUGGACGUUAUCAACAAACAUUCCUUCAAUGACUUCAAACUCCGAGUUGGUAUUAACCAUGGACCAGUGAUCGCUGGAGUCAUUGGAGCACAGAAACCACAGUACGAUAUCUGGGGUAACACAGUCAAUGUAGCAAGUCGAAUGGACAGCACGGGAGUCCUGGGCAAGAUACAGGUGACGGAGGAGACGAGUCGCAUCCUGCUGACGCUGGGCUACGUGUGCUCCUGUCGAGGCAUCAUUAACGUCAAGGGCAAAGGAGAGCUCAAGACCUACUUUGUUCACACGGAAAUGACCCGCUCACUGUCCCAAGGGAAUAUCAUGCCAUGAGACUUGAGUCUUUUUUUUUCUAAGCUGCACAGCCAACAUUGAUGUCAGGUUGGGGAUUUGGGAGCAUCUCGGUGGCGGCCAAACUGUGGAAAAAAAAAAAACCUGCACUGCAAGGACAAAAAACCCUAUUUUUUGCAUUGCCAGUUAAACACUCUGAUGCUGUAGUAUACAUUUAUACUUUACACUUAUGUAAGUGUAGCAUGUACAGCCUAUGAAAUGUAUCAUAUUUUUAUUUUGUAUUUUUUUUAGCCAAAGUGGCAUGGAUUGGUUCGACCAAGCGACUUUUUCUCCAAAAAGAAUCCAAAUAGUAUUCUCACUCGGGCAGGUUUGAAAGGGGGACGGCGCUGCCAAUCAAACGAUGAAUCUGUGUUCCAUUCCCUUACCGUGUGACAAGUUGGAUUACAGCUGAUUGUACAACGCAAAGUAUAAGGAGAACUACAAGAAAGGCUUUUGUCUGUCAUAAUAAUAACAAUGAUGUGAUUGACUUGAUGGCACAGGCCAGAAUGGAGCAUAUUUUAUUAAAAUUAAGAUCAGCGAAGGAAUAAUGCAAGACGACAGUUGCAGAGGGACAACAAAGAGACACGUGUAUAUACUGUAACGCCAUCUACCUUGGAAGCAGAGCCUUGAAUGUAAAACGUGUGCUCUGCAAAGCUGUUUUCACACUUAAAUCAGGUUGGCCGUUUGCACAAAACAUGUCAACCAAGCGGGUUGAAGUGACAUGUUAGACCAGAAUACGAUGUCAGCGUGCUGGGAUGUACAGGGUAGCUAUACGUAACAGUGGUAUGGUACAGUGGUUUUGUAAAAAAACACAAAAACAAAGAAGAGGAUAAUACACAAAAGGUGUUGUUGUUUUAAUGAUGCUACUAUCUUUUUUGUUUUUUUUGUAAAAAUGUCAUUAAAUUUCUAUGUAUUUCAGCCUUGUGACUUGCUUGGAAAUGAUCUGACUUUAUGAAAGAAAGACUCAAGCAGAACAAAAGAAAUGCCUUCAAGCUGCAGCGUGAAGUCAAUAC
Doryrhamphus excisus (bluestripe pipefish) is the source of this 5062-nucleotide messenger RNA. RefSeq names its product adenylate cyclase 2a (gene adcy2a). The record is from RefSeq and is a predicted model, not a curated record. NCBI's taxonomy places the organism in Eukaryota, Metazoa, Chordata, Actinopteri, Syngnathiformes, Syngnathidae. Gene Ontology annotation, molecular function: adenylate cyclase activity. Gene Ontology annotation, cellular component: plasma membrane. Gene Ontology annotation, biological process: adenylate cyclase-inhibiting G protein-coupled receptor signaling pathway; cAMP biosynthetic process; intracellular signal transduction.